Molecule: messenger RNA, 1133 nt
Organism: Plutella xylostella (diamondback moth)
Lineage: Eukaryota; Metazoa; Arthropoda; Insecta; Lepidoptera; Plutellidae
Gene: betaggt-II
Product: geranylgeranyl transferase type-2 subunit beta
Biological process (GO): protein geranylgeranylation
Cellular component (GO): Rab-protein geranylgeranyltransferase complex
Molecular function (GO): Rab geranylgeranyltransferase activity
Source: RefSeq, a predicted model, not a curated record
GUCUGUCAAACUGACACUGUCAAAGUGGAGAAAUAAUCAACAAAUUCACCAAAAUUUCAAAUCACUUGGGUUUUUUGCAUAAUUUUUAAGUUUUAAACCAUGUCGAACACAAUAAAAGACGUAGUGCUAUCAGAUGAUAGACCCAAGUCUCUGCUAUUACAGAAACAUUCCGACUAUUUAGCUUCAUACGGCCUAAACAAGGAUGACUAUGAAUACUGCAUGACGGAAUAUCUGAGGAUGUCGGGAAUUUACUGGAGUCUCACAGCUAUGGAGCUCAUGGGGCAGUCGCACAGAAUGCCAAAGGAAGAAAUUAUAGAGUUUAUAAAGUCAUGUCAAGACACAGAGUCUGGUGGUGUGUCCUCCAGUGUUGGCCAUGAUCCUCACAUGCUUUAUACACUAAGCGCUGUUCAGGUCCUAGCAAUGUAUGACCGGUUAGAUUGCUUAGAUGUGGAGGGUUUAGUUAGAUUUGUAUCAUCACUACAAAAUGAAGAUGGAAGCUUUUGUGGUGACAAGUGGGGCGAGGUGGACACUCGGUUCUCGUUCUGCGCCGUCAUGUGCCUCUCGCUCCUGCAGCGGCUGGACGCCAUUGACGUGAGCAAGACGGUCGACUUCGUGCUCAGCUGCAUGAACUUUGAUGGAGGGUUUGGAUCGAAACCCGGCUCGGAAAGUCAUGCGGGUCUGAUCUACUGCUGCGUGGGCACUCUGUCGAUAUGCAAGCGGCUGGACGCGCUGCGAGCCGACGAGCUGGCGUGGUGGCUGUGCGAGCGACAGCUGCCCAGUGGCGGCCUCAACGGACGGCCGGAGAAGCUGCCUGACUUGUGCUAUUCUUGGUGGGUAAUGUCAUCGUUAUCAAUGCUGAACAGAAUACACUGGGUGGACAAGAAUAACCUCAAGCAAUUCAUAAUGGCGUGUCAGGAUGCAGAGACUGGCGGCUUCAGCGACAGACCUGGCGAUAUCACGGACCCAUUCCAUACCCUAUUUGGUCUCGCGGGCUUGUCCUUACUGGGAGAAACUGCAAUCAAACCCGUCAACCCCACGUAUUGCAUGCCACAAGAAACCAUAGACAGGCUAAAAUUGGAACCACAAGUUUUACACAUAUAGUAGGGUAAAUUAAAAUUAAUUGAAUCAUGUUA